AUGAAGUCUUCGGUGUUUUCAUUCGUUACUGCCUCCCUAUUGGCCCUACCAGCUCUCGUGGUUGGUCAACUUUCUGGUACAGUUGGUCCUACCACUACAACAGCUCAAAAAGCUGCAGUGAAGAUCUGUAACAUUCUCAACUACGGCGGUGUUGCUUCUGCUACUACCGACAAUGGACCUGCUAUUCUGAAAGCAUGGACAGCAUGUAUAGACGGAGGUGAAGUCUACAUCCCCUCUGGAAGUUAUGGUCUCGGCACUUGGGUCACCCUCACUGGAGGAACCGGUGUAUCCAUUAACUUGGAGGGAACUAUCUAUCGAACUGGUACUGCGAGUGGAAACAUGAUAUUCAUUGAACACACAACCGAUUUCGAGUUUUACAGCGGUAACUCUAAGGGUGCUAUCCAGGGUUACGGCUAUGUCUUCCAUUCGGCGGGCACAUACGGUCCAAGAAUAUUGCGUCUUUACCAAGUUACAAGCUUUUCAGUUCAUGGUAUCGUCUUAGUUGAUUCUCCUGCAUUCCAUCUCACAGUCGACACUUGCACAGACGGUGAAUUAUACAAUUUGGUCAUUCGAGGUGGCAAUGAAGGUGGUUUGGAUGGUGUUGAUAUCUGGGGAACCAAUAUCUGGGCACACGAUAUCGAAGUCACAAACAAAGAUGAAUGUGUUACUGUCAAGAGUCCUGCUAGUCACAUCCUAGUCGAGAACAUCUACUGCAAUUGGUCAGGAGGAAGUGCCAUCGGAAGUCUUGGUGCCGAUACUGCAAUCUCCAAUGUCGAAUACAACCACGUUUACUCCCAAAACUGCAACCAAAUGAUGAUGAUCAAAUCAAACGGUGGUUCUGGUAGCUUCAAAAGUGCAACAUUCAACAAUUUCAUGGGACAUAGCAAUGCCUAUACUCUUGACAUUGACAGUGCUUGGACUGGGCAAUCUGUCGUAGCCGGCAGCGGAGUCACCUACUCCGACUUGACAUUCUCUAACUGGCGCGGUACCUGUGCAAACGGUGCAGCCAGAGCUCCUAUUCAAUUAUUCUGUCCGGCUGCCAUCCCUUGCAAGGACAUCACCAUCUCCAGUUUCUACAUCUGGACUGACACCGGAUCCUCGGAAUUGUACAAGUGCAACAACGCUUAUGGAAGUGGACCUUGUCUCAAUUCUGGAACGACCUAUACAACUUACACUUCAACUGGAACCGUUACUUCUGUUCCUACUGCUUCAUAUGCCUACACCACCAUGCCUGGAGAAAUUACCAAUGGUCUAGGUAUUACCGUUAGUAUCGCCAUCCCAACUCAUCCCGCAUCAUACUACCCCGGUAUUGCUCCUUAUAGCGCGCUCGCAUGA
Botrytis byssoidea is the source of this 1335-nucleotide messenger RNA. RefSeq lists its product as uncharacterized. Gene Ontology annotation, molecular function: polygalacturonase activity. The coding region runs from base 1 to 1335 and encodes 444 amino acids. The record is from RefSeq and is a predicted model, not a curated record. Gene Ontology annotation, biological process: carbohydrate metabolic process. The transcript is spliced from 8 exons. NCBI's taxonomy places the organism in Eukaryota, Fungi, Ascomycota, Leotiomycetes, Helotiales, Sclerotiniaceae.